Closterium sp. NIES-65 is the source of this 1236-nucleotide messenger RNA. The record is from the annotation of a GenBank genome assembly. Lineage: Eukaryota; Viridiplantae; Streptophyta; Zygnematophyceae; Desmidiales; Closteriaceae.
AUGGAAUCUGGGAAAAGGGGAUGGAAUCUGGGAGAAGGGGAUAAAAUCUGGGAGAAGGGGAUGGAAUCUGAGAGAAGGGGAUGGAAUCUGGGAGAAGGGGAUGGAAUCUGGGAGAAGGGGAUGGAAUUUGGGAGAAGGGGAUGGAAUCUGGGAGAAGGGGAUCGAAUCUGGGAGAAGGGGAUGAAAUCUUGGAGAAGGGGAUGGAAUGAGGGAGAAGGGGAUGGAAUCUGGGAGAAGGGAUGGAAUCAGGGAGAAGGGGAUGGAAUCAAGAAGAAGGGGAUGGAAUUUGGGAGAAGGGGAUGGAAUCUGGGAGAAGGGGAUGGAAUCGGGGAGAAGGGGAUGGAAUCCGGGAGAAGGGGAUGGAAUCUGGGAGAAGGGGAUGGAAUCUGGGAGAAGGGGAUGGAAUCGGGGAGAAGGGGAUGGAAUCUGGGAGAAGGGGAUGGAAUCUGGGAGAAGGGGAUGGAAUCUGGGAGAAGGGGAUGGAGUCCGGGAGAAGGGGAUGGAAUCUGGGAGAAGGGGGUGGAAUCAGGGAGACGGGAUGGAAUCCGAGAAAAGGGGGAUGGAAUCUGGGAGAAGGGGAUGGAAUCUAGGAGAAGGGGAUGGAAUGAGGGAGAAGGGGAUGGAAUCUGGGAGAAGGGGAUGGGAUCUGGGGGAUGGAAUCUGGGAGAAGGGGAUGGAAUCUGGGAGGAAUGGGGAAUGGAGCAAGGGAUGGAAGGAGAAGGGGAUGGAAUCUGGGAGAAGGGGAUGGAAUCUGGAGAAGGGGAUGGAAUCUGGGAGAAGGGGAUGGAAUCUGGGAGAAGGGGAUGGAAUCUGGGAGAAGGGGAUGGAAUCUGGGAGAAGGGGAUGGAAUCUGGGAGAAGGGGAUGGAAUCUGGGAGAAGGGGAUGGAAUCUGGGAGAAGGGGAUGGAAUCUGGGAGAAGGGGAUGGAAUCUGGAGAAGGGGAUGGAAUCUGGGAGAAGGGGAUGGAAUCUGGGAGAAGGGGAUGGAAUCUGGGAGAAGGGGAUGGAAUCUGGGAGAAGGGGAUGGAAUCUGGGAGAAGGGGAUGGAAUCUGGGAGAAGGGGAUGGAAUCUGGGAGAAGGGGAUGGAAUCUGGGAGAAGGGGAUGGAAUGAGGGAGAAGGGGAUGGAAUCUGGGAGAAGGGGAUGGAAUCUGGGAGAAGGGAUGGAAUCUGAGAGAAGGGGAUGGAAUCUGGGAGAAGGGGAUGGAAUCUGGGAGAAGGGGAUGGAAUCUGGUUGA